Biomphalaria glabrata is the source of this 4021-nucleotide messenger RNA. RefSeq names its product solute carrier organic anion transporter family member 2B1-like. The record is from RefSeq and is a predicted model, not a curated record. Gene Ontology annotation, molecular function: protein binding. Bases 261 to 2609 code for a protein of 782 amino acids. Gene Ontology annotation, cellular component: membrane. Gene Ontology annotation, biological process: transmembrane transport; sodium-independent organic anion transport. The transcript is spliced from 18 exons. NCBI's taxonomy places the organism in Eukaryota, Metazoa, Mollusca, Gastropoda, Planorbidae.
CACAUUUCGAAGCUACUUAACCUGACCUGGGCACGCGGCCUUAUUUAUACAUCAAAUAAAUCUUCGGGUCUUAUUUAAAAUAGAACAGAAGCUGAUAUCAAAAGAAAUUCUGACUUUUAAGAAAAGUAAUCUCAUUGGUCUGUUGUUGGUUCAUUUCUUUUAUCUUCUAAAUUGUCGAAAUAAAACUGCGCCAAAGAAAGAACUUCUCUUCUAAGGUAUCAGUACUAUCAAUCGGACUAAUUGUUUUAGACACCUGAGCAAUGAGCUUAGAAGAGCAACGUAAAUAUGACCUUGUGAACAAAGGUAAUGGCGAAAAAGGUUCCGUGAAAGGAAUCCAAAGUGUGGCCCUUAAAAGCAGACAGGAGAAGGAGAUUACAGAGAAACCAAAGUUUCCAGACUUGGAAGAACUUGACGAGGAUGAGGUCGACGUGUCUUGCGGCAUUUGGGUAUUUAGGACAAAUCUUUUUGGGAAGUAUUUCUCCAACCUAUUUGUUUUUGCGACACUGGUUGGGUUGGCUACACUCUUUACGACAAUGGUGGAUAGAAUAGUUCCAGUACAGCUUAAAUCACUAGAGAAACAAUUCAACAUUGACAACGCAAAGGCCGGCCUACUGACAUCAGCUUCCAAGUUUGGCUUAAUGUCCACGAUACUGAUAGCUGGACACUUCACCAAAAAAUCCAAUAUUCCAAUGAUCAUUGGAUUGUCUGGAGUCCUUCAAGGAUUUAUUCUCAUGGUCCCUGCCAUUCUGCAACUAGUAGAUCCAUACGAGCUGGAACUUAUAGACAGCACAAACAACACCAACAGCACAAGCAACAGCAACAAAUACCUGUGCAACCACACUCUUUCGGGGCCGGACACCAGCAAAAACAAUGAUACUGGGACCAAAGAGGCCAAGGUCACCAACCAACUGGCCUUCAUUAUAGUUCUGGUGGUUCAAGUCCUGAAAGGAAUCACAGACACGUUUCAUUCCUUCUUCCUACCCAACGUAUACAUGGACGACAAUGUGAUCGAGAAAUCAAAGAUGUCUAUUUACAUGGGAAUUCGUCAGCUGUUUUCUAGUUUGGCUCAGCCUCUUGGUACAGAAAUCAACGGAGUUCUAACUGAGAUCCCUAUUGAUCUUAAAGAAACAGAAAUGGAUGCCACAGACUCGAGAUUUGUCGCUGCCUGGUGGCUGGCCUUCUUAAUAUUCGGAGCAGGCACAGCUCUGACUUCUUUCCCUCUGAUGCUUUUCCCAAAGCGAUUGAUUUCUAAGAAGAAGCAGAAGCAAGCAUUGGACAAGGCUGUGAUCACUUUUGCAGGGGGUCAUUUGACAGAAGAGAAGAAUACAGAAGUAUCCAACGAACCAGAAAAGAAAAUAGUUCCAGUACCUAGUCGCCAUCACAGUCUAGCGAAUCUCAAAGAACCCAGAAACAGUUUAGAUCUACCUCGCAAGGCCAGUUUGGCUUCUAUUGGUAUUUCUGGUAGCCGUCGGCCAAGCCUCUUGUUCCCACCUCUCGAAGGACCAACUGAACGAAAGGUCAGCAUUACUGGAGAUAUCGUUUUUGACCAACCCAUUAAGUUAAAAACUACAGCAUCUGGCAAGCAGCGUGCAUUGGUCGAGUUACUUAAAGAUUUUCCUAAGGCCCUGUAUCGCCUUUUCCGACUUCCGAUCUUCAUUCUGAUACUAGCAGAUGUAGCGAUUAUAUCGAUACCUUAUAAUGGUAUCGCAAUGUUUCGUAACACUUACAUGGCGAACGAAUACAACAUACGCAUGUCAGAAGUAUCGUACGCCUCAGGUGUCAGCACAGCGAUUGGUCAAAUAAGCGGGACUUUGACCAGCACCUGGCUGGCCAGUCGUGUCAGAACGAAAGAAGGCUACGUCUGGAUCAUGAUGGCAUCCUAUGUGCUCCAGACCUGUCUCAACCCUUUCUACAUCGUGUUUGGUUGCGACAAUGAGUCCGUCUACGGAGCUCAGGGAUCAAUUGGUGUCCAAGUGAACACAAGUUCACUAUGUGAUUGUGCGUCCAGUAAACAGCUGCUUUCGUGUGGUAGUGACGGCAACAACUACCUUUCUCCUUGCUACGCCGGGUGUUCGACUCCUCAAGGAAAGAAUUUCCUGGAAUGCAAUCUUUUACAAAACUCCACAAGCGGAAGUAAGAUGGUCACACCUGGACUCUGCCCAACUGACUGCCAAACCAACUUUAUGGUCUACGUGGUCUUGCAUGGUGUACAGAGCUUAGUUGAAGGAGCCUCUAGCAUACCGAGAAACCUUUUGACCUUACGACUUGUGGACGCACGUGACAGGGCCUUUGCCAUGAGCUUCUUGAUGUUCUUCUACAACAUAAUAUCGAUACCAUCUCCAAACUUAUUUGGUUCGAUCAUCGAUGGAAGCUGCCUGAUCUGGGAUGGUGAAUUUUGUACGCUCUAUGACCGAGAGAAAAUAAGGUAUCUGCUCGCUGGUGUAGACAUAGGCAUCAAUGUGGCCAUCAUGAUAACCCUGUCCCUCAACAUACUUCUGUUUCGUCUGGAGAACAGGAAGAGGUUAAAACUGGAACAGUCCGGGCAGCUGCAGGAGCAAGAAGGUGUGAACAUCGAGAUUGUGAUCACCAAGGAAACAGAAAAGUUGUAACCAGUAGACCCUGGGCUAAAUUGAUUGUUCAUUAAACUAGUCUGACGAAAACAUUGCCUUAUAAUAUAAGGCUCAUUAUAUGGCUACACGAUGUAACAACAUUAUAAGUUACUUAAUUGAUUGAAAAUUAGUUUCAAUGAUAUCUACUUUGUAUUAAUUUUUUUUUCCUGAUGUAUUACUAUAAAUUGCUAUCAAUAAUUGUUUUAGCAUUUAGAAUUUAGUAGCAUAGCAUCAUUUUUAUGUAUAUAAUAUAAUAUAAUAUAAUAUAAUAUAAUAUAAUAUAAUAUAAUAUAAUAUAAUAUAAUAUAAUAUAAUAUAAUAUAAUAUAAUAUAAUAUAAUAUAAUAUAAUAUAAUAUAAUAAGAAACUAACCCAAAUUGGAUGAUUUUCUCUCUCAGUAUUUUUCCUACUGUUGUGAUUGUGAACAUUAUUAUAGUAUAAUCAAGGGUGCAUUCGUCCAUUAAAGUCUGGUGAAAGCUUCAUAUCUGAUCAUAACUAUCUAGGGUUGGGAGUGUCUAAGUAGUUUUAUAUACUUCUUCAAAAUCACGUCAUAAAAUUCUCAGUCUGUUGCGUCACUACUUCUCUAGGCGUUUACUAGGCAUUUGCCACUAAAUCUUUAGGCGUGUUAUCAAAACGUAGCUAUAACAUGAGAUCCUCACUUCGAAAUCCGGCGAUGUGCAGUGGUCAUGUGUCUGAAUGUUAUAAUUAACUCUGGACAUAGUUGUUUCGCAUGGUAAAGAAUUGCUUAGGAAACACUUUAUGUAAAGAGAAUUUUAAAAAAGUACCAAAUAAUCUUUCAAGACUGUGCUUUUACUUUGGUUCGUUUGAAACAAUAAAUUGAUGGCCGGAAAUGUAUUCACAAAACAGUAGUAUCCUUUAGUGUCACUAAACAGUAGUAUCCCAUAGUGUCACUAAAUAGUAGUAUCAUAUAGUGUCCUUAAACAGUAGUAUCAUAUAGUGUCACUAACUAAACAGUAUUAUCCUGUAGUGUCACUAAACAAUAGUAUCAUAUAGUGUCACUAAACAGUAGUUUCAGUUGCUAGCAUCAUUGCUCGAAAGUAACAUAGUUCUGCUCUGUCUAUAUACUAAUGUAAUCAUGACUUAUUUGCUCAUGUAUAUUAAAUAGUAAGUCACCACCCACACCCCAAAAAAUGUGAGAUUCACUGACCCGACUCCAUAUCACGUUGUGCAUAAACAUGUCCCACUAUGUGUGUAUACGAGUACUACAUUCUAAACUUCACUGUUACUAUAGAUGUGUAUUAUAUUGUAAACUACUUUUAAUCGAUUUGUUUUAUGCUAGACAAUUACCACGUCAGCUUGUAUGUAAGGCAUGCAUUUGCAAUGUUUUUAUGUAACUAUUUCCUGGCCAGAUAGAUUAUUCUAGAAGUUGAAAUAAAAUUUUUAUUUAUUUCA